Molecule: messenger RNA, 811 nt
Organism: Abrus precatorius (Indian licorice)
Lineage: Eukaryota; Viridiplantae; Streptophyta; Magnoliopsida; Fabales; Fabaceae
Product: MADS-box protein EJ2-like
Exons: 8
Coding region: 47-769 (240 amino acids)
Biological process (GO): positive regulation of transcription by RNA polymerase II
Cellular component (GO): nucleus
Molecular function (GO): protein dimerization activity; DNA-binding transcription factor activity, RNA polymerase II-specific; RNA polymerase II cis-regulatory region sequence-specific DNA binding
Source: RefSeq, a predicted model, not a curated record
GUGUGGGGUGUGUUCUUAAGAAAGAGAGAGAGAGAGAAACAAAAAGAUGGGAAGGGGGAGGGUUGAACUGAAGAGGAUAGAGAACAAAAUUAACAGGCAAGUAACAUUUGCUAAGAGAAGAAAUGGAUUGCUCAAGAAGGCCUAUGAGCUCUCAGUCCUUUGUGAUGCUGAGGUUGCCCUCAUCAUCUUCUCCAACCGUGGCAAGCUCUAUGAGUUCAGCAGCACCUCAAGUAUGAUGAAAACACUGGAGAAGUACCAGAAGUACAGCUACAGUGCAUUGGAGACCACCCGACCAAUUAAUGACAUUCAGAACUACCAGGAAUAUUUGAGAUUAAAAGCAAAGGUUGAAGUCCUGCAACGUUCGCAAAGGAACCUGCUCGGGGAAGAUCUUGCACAAAUGAACACAACUGAGCUCGAGCAGCUUGAGAAUCAACUGGAGGCAGCACUGAGGAAUAUUAGGUCAACAAAGACUCAAUUCAUGCUUGACCAGCUUGCUGAUCUUCACAACCGGGAAACAGUGCUUGUUGAAACUAAUAACGUGUUAAGGAGUAAGUUGGAAGAAACAAAUAAUUCACAGGUUCCAGCAGGAGGGGCUUUGGAAGGUGGAGGGCCUAACAUCCAUUACACCAAUUUUCCAUCGCAAACAGAGGGGUUUUUCCAGCCUGUGGGAGUGAAUCCCAACUUGCAAAUUGGAUACAACCCAACUGGUCCUGACGACGGAGCUUCAUCCUUAAAUAUGCAUGGAUUCGCCUCUGGGUGGAUGCUUUGACGUACGACUCCGAAUUUGCAUGCGAUAAAGACAAAAGAAAAA